This is a messenger RNA of Kwoniella shivajii, 1077 nucleotides long. RefSeq lists its product as uncharacterized. The transcript is spliced from 3 exons. The record is from RefSeq and is a predicted model, not a curated record. NCBI's taxonomy places the organism in Eukaryota, Fungi, Basidiomycota, Tremellomycetes, Tremellales, Cryptococcaceae. Gene Ontology annotation, molecular function: glycosyltransferase activity. Bases 1 to 1077 code for a protein of 358 amino acids.
AUGUCUCCUACGAACUCACCCUCGAGUUCACGGAAAAAUCCAAAUCUGCAUAUCGAUUUGACAUCAUCCUCAACUGAUCCAAGUCCAAACAGAUCCUAUCUGUCCUCUCCAGUCUCCCAAUUUCGUGCUCGUUCGCCCUCUAGGAGUGGUGAUAACAUACCAUCAUCAGCGGACUUUGGACCGCCAUCACCAAGUAAUCCAUACUCGUAUCAGUAUCUGCGACCCAGUGCAGCUUCAGACAUUGUCGGUAAGAGGAGGUGGAUAAGGCGGAUUAUGAAAAGAAAUUUCGUACCGACUCCCCUUGGGUACGCAGUAUUGUUAUUGUUAGUUAUCGCGUUACUAUAUAUCAUCAACCCAAUCAGCGAGGACACAUCGCUCCCGUCGCAUGGAACACCACCUAACGGAUACCAUGAAGUAUCUUCUGAAGACCAUGUGGGAGGGAUAGAGGUGGACGAAGAGCUAGAAAUUGACAAUCCAGCACUACCAAGUCUUCCCACAAUCUUUUCCGACUUAGUUCCAUCUCUCACACUUCCAUCAGAACUUCUUACCCCCCAUCUCUAUCCUUUGGCGAAACGAAUAUCCAACUUUCUACACAGACCUGUGCUGUCGCAUGACGAAGCCAAAGAGCGGAACUACAAGGGAUGCCCAAGGGAAAUAUCGGACAAAUUAGUCAAUCCAGAUCAAUAUAAUGGCGACUCUCAGUUCUGGAUGGAAGAUGUCACUGAGGAAGAGAUUGUAAGAAGAAGAAUUGAUGUCUUGAGAUGGUUGAAGGACAGGAUUGACCGGGGUGAGGAGAUACUGGGAAAAGAGGGAAAGACUGGAGUGGGCAGAGGCAUUGUAUUGACCGGCGGCAAUCAGGAUACAACACUUCGUACGAUCACAGCUUUGAAACACCUUCGUCGUCUAAAAGUCGACUUACCUAUAGAAGUUUUCCAUUACUCUGAUGAGCUCACCGACCAAGGUCAGAGAAGUGAGAUUGAGGCUUUAGGCGCCACGCUGAGAGAGGCUAGAGGAUUGGACAAAGUCGAUGGGGUGUGGAAGUCCGCCUACCAAAGUUUGCCCCGUGUAGUCAAUUAG